Messenger RNA from Dryobates pubescens (Downy woodpecker), 887 nucleotides. Its product is annotated as claw keratin. Lineage: Eukaryota; Metazoa; Chordata; Aves; Piciformes; Picidae. Gene Ontology annotation, cellular component: intermediate filament. Bases 111 to 431 code for a protein of 106 amino acids. The transcript is spliced from 2 exons. Gene Ontology annotation, molecular function: structural constituent of cytoskeleton. The record is from RefSeq and is a predicted model, not a curated record.
GGGCUGAGUCAUGCCCUGGGCACUCCAAGGGCGGUAUAAAAGAGCUCCUCAGCAGCUCCUGGGCAUCAGUUCCCUCCUUUGCUUUCUCUUUGUGCACUAAGCCCCGAGGAAUGCCCUCCCUGAACUCCUGCGCCGCCGGCGGUGCCUCGCCGUGCGGGGUGGCCGCGCCUCAGCCCAUCGCCGACAGCUGCAACGAGCCCUGCGUGCGGCAGUGCCCGGACUCCACCGUGGUCAUCUACCCCCCGCCCGUGGUGGUCACCUUCCCCGGGCCCAUCCUCAGCACCUUCCCGCAGCAGAGCGUGGUGGGCUCCGAGGGAGCCCCCGAAGUCGGGAGCGCCGCCGGCGCUGCCCGGGUCCCGGGGGGCUCUCGCGUGUACGGCGGUGCCAUCUGGGGUCGGGGGUACCCCGUUGGAAGCUGCAGACCUUGCUAGACCCGGCGGGGGCCGCUGCUGACGGAGGAGCCAUGCCCAGGGGAUGGCAAAGAGGACGGGGGCUGAGCACCGCAGAAGGGUUGGGGCUUUGGGGCUGCCAUUAAACGCAUCUGGAGGUGCUCAGAUCUCCUGCACAAUGCCUUUGUGUCCUCACAUUGUCCUUUCCCGGUUUGCUGAUGGGGUUUUUUUUUCCUGCUGCCCUCCACGGGGGCUGGGGUUGGAUCAUCUCCAAGGUCCCUUCCAACCCAACCCAUUCUGUGGCUCUCAGUGCUCUGCUCUCAGUGGCCUGGACGGUGCUGCUGCCUCCUUCCUCGGGGCAUGCAGGACUCACUGUGGGGUGAGGGAUCUGCUAUCAGCUCCAUCUUAGCUCUUUGUAAGCUCUUUCUGUGGCUGCUGAUGCAGGGCUGUGGAGUCAGCCAGCCCCUGCUCCUUGUUCCCCUCCUGCAUUGAUCAGGG